UGAACAUAAUUUGAGAUGCAGCGAGACCCCCGUUAUCGUACAGAGCAAAACACUUGGUCGUGACAAACAGGCUCUCCACAAUCUAAAAGCGUUUUGACAACAGUGUAGCAUUCUUGAGUGGAUAUUUGGUUGUGUGGACAAGGUGGCAAUGAAUUAUUCCAAUCAUUCCGUAAUGAACUUAUUAAGUCAGGGUCCAGGGUGGCCAACAGAACACCAGGCGAUGCAUUGCGGUUUGGACUAUUACAAUAGUUACGGACUUCCAAUGGAAAACAACAGAAUGACAGAUCAGUUGCAUAUUUACAACAGCAACCAAGCCUGUAUGUAUGGAAAGUCACCGUCUCCAACAUUGACUUCUCCAAUCCAACAAGGGUACACCCUGACAAAUCUAUCUUCCAAUGUCUCCAACAGUAUGUCCCUACCUGUUCAACCCGGGGACUCCAUCAAGACAGAACCAGAUUCACACGUCUCCGGAGAAAUUCGGACCUCCCAAUCCUCACCAGAUAUGAUGUCCCCUGGCUCAUCCUCCCUAUCCACAGAUAACGGUUCAUCCAUCACUCCAAAGAGCGAAAGCAGCGAAAUCAUGGAAAAUCUUGACAAACAUAAUGGAAACUGCAGCCAAGCUCCAUCUCCGUUAGAUGAAAACGACAACGACAAAAACCCAGAAAAAUCAGGUGAAUGUAAUUUAAUGAAACAACGCUCCAGACGAAAACCCCGGGUGUUAUUUUCUCAGGCGCAAGUGUUUGAAUUAGAAAGAAGAUUUAAGCAACAACGAUAUUUAUCCGCACCCGAAAGAGAACAGCUAGCAUCCUUACUCAAACUGACUUCUACGCAGGUGAAAAUAUGGUUCCAAAACAGAAGAUACAAAUGUAAACGCCAGAGACAAGACAAAAGCUUAGAAUUGUCUUCUAUGCCACCAAGGCGUGUCGCAGUUCAAAUGUUGGUCCGCGACGGACGGCCAUGUUUGCCACAGAACGUGCCUGGAGCUCCUUAUUCCGCGUCAUACAGUAGUCCCUAUUAUCCCUCACCAUUGAACACUCAUGUCUCAUCAGCUGUUCCCAUUAAUCCUAUGCAACAAAAUCCAUACGCAAAUUCACAAAUUCCCCAAGGCAUACGAUCUUGGUGAUAAUAUUUGUAUUUGACCUCAAUUUGUUGUAAAUAUAUAUAAUAUAUUGUAAAUAAGAGUUGUAUUUUGAAUACGAAUAUGUGAAAAUGGAGUUGUGUUUCAUGACAAAAUAAUGCAUUUCGUCGAAGUUUAUAACACAAAGUGAAAAUCUAAAUUGAAAAAUAUUAAGCUGUAUGCGUCAUGAACAUAUAUUGAACAAUGUGUGUAUGGAUAAAAAAGUGCUGAUGUAUGGUUGAACACUUUAUCAUUUGCGAUAAAUUCCGACAUUUUUUCCUACAAGAAUUAAGUUGGCAGACUUGAUUCUUUUAUACUCAUACAAUAUUGUUAACAAUUUGGACUAUGUUUCAUAUUUUACAGUUUUAUA
This is a messenger RNA of Saccostrea echinata, 1487 nucleotides long. RefSeq names its product homeobox protein ceh-28-like. Gene Ontology annotation, biological process: regulation of transcription by RNA polymerase II; cell differentiation. The coding region runs from base 149 to 1123 and encodes 324 amino acids. The record is from RefSeq and is a predicted model, not a curated record. The transcript is spliced from 2 exons. Lineage: Eukaryota; Metazoa; Mollusca; Bivalvia; Ostreida; Ostreidae. Gene Ontology annotation, molecular function: DNA-binding transcription factor activity, RNA polymerase II-specific; RNA polymerase II cis-regulatory region sequence-specific DNA binding. Gene Ontology annotation, cellular component: nucleus.